Ceratotherium simum simum (southern white rhinoceros) is the source of this 2526-nucleotide messenger RNA. NCBI's taxonomy places the organism in Eukaryota, Metazoa, Chordata, Mammalia, Perissodactyla, Rhinocerotidae. The record is from RefSeq and is a predicted model, not a curated record.
AUGUCACUCCAUCCCAGCAUCUCCGAAUCUCCAAGUCUCUCAGUUCAAACUUCAGAUUUCCAGGAGGAAGAGAAUCUGAUCGGGCCAGCCUGGAGCAAGGAUUGUCCCCUGGAUCAACACACCGAGGAGAUCUUGGCCAUCGUGUCUAUCCUGUUCAUCGUACUCUCCACCAUCGCUCUGUCUCUCAACACACUACCAGAGCUGCAGGAAAUGGACGAAUUUGGACAACCCAAUGACAACCCCCAGUUAGCACAUGUGGAGGCCGUGUGCAUUGCUUGGUUCACCAUGGAGUACCUUUUACGGUUCCUAUCCUCACCAAAUAAGUGGAAGUUCUUUAAAGGCCCACUGAAUGUCAUUGAUUUGCUGGCCAUCUUGCCAUAUUAUGUCACCAUUUUCCUCACGGAGUCCAACAAGAGCGUGCUGCAGUUCCAAAACGUGAGGCGAGUGGUUCAGAUCUUCCGAAUCAUGCGUAUCCUCAGGAUCCUGAAACUCGCCAGACAUUCGACAGGCCUGCAGUCUCUGGGCUUCACCCUCAGACGGAGUUACAACGAAUUGGGCUUGUUGAUAUUGUUUUUGGCCAUGGGGAUAAUGAUAUUUUCCAGCCUGGUAUUUUUUGCCGAGAAGGAUGAAGAUGCUACCAAGUUCACCAGUAUCCCAGCAUCAUUUUGGUGGGCCACCAUCACCAUGACCACAGUAGGGUACGGUGACAUUUACCCGAAAACGUUAUUAGGGAAAAUUGUAGGAGGCCUCUGCUGUAUUGCCGGGGUCCUGGUCAUUGCCCUUCCCAUCCCAAUCAUUGUGAACAAUUUUUCUGAGUUUUACAAGGAGCAGAAACGCCAGGAGAAGGCAAUUAAAAGGAGAGAGGCUCUUGAGCGGGCCAAAAGGAAUGGAAGCAUCGUUUCUAUGAACUUAAAAGAUGCCUUCGCUCGAAGUAUGGAACUGAUAGAUGUGGCUGUGGAGAAGGCAGGGGAGACAGCCAAUACGAAAGACUCGGCGGAUGAUAAUCAUGUCUCUCCAAGCCGGUGGAAGUGGGCCAAGAAGGCUCUGUCGGAAACAAGCUCCAACAAGUCUUACGAGAAUAAGUACCAGGAAGUUAGCCAAAAAGACUCUCACGAGCAGCUGAACAACACUUCUUCUUCCAGCCCACAGCAUCUGAGUGCCCAGAAGCUGGAGAUGCUGUACAAUGAGAUCACCAAGACACAGCCUCACUCUCACCCGAACCCGGACUGCCAAGAGCAGCCCCAGAGGCCAUCUGCCUAUGAAGAAGAGAUUGAAAUGGAAGAAGUGGCCUGCCCGCAGGAGCAGCUGGCCGUGGCACAGACCGAGGUCAUCGUGGACAUGAAGAGCACCUCCAGCAUCGACAGCUUCACCAGCUGUGCCACCGACUUCACCGAGACCGAGAGGUCGCCCCUGCCACCGCCCUCUGCUUCUCACUUGCAGAUGAAGUUCCCACCUGACCUCACAGGGACAGAAGAGCACCAAAGAGCCAGGGGCCCCCCCUCUCUAACACUGACCAGAGAGAAAGGGGCUGCGGCCAGGGAUGCCACCCUGGAAUAUACUCCAAUUGACAUAACUGUGAACCUCGAUGCCACUGGUCCCCAAAGUGGGCUGCAUGGCCCUGUACAGGCUGACAAUGCCUCCGACAGCCCUAAGAGCUCGCUGAAAGGCAGCAACCCACUCAAAUCCAGAUCGCUCAAAGUGAACUUUAAGGAAAACAGAGGCAGUGCCCCACAGACCCCGCCCAGCACAGCCAGGCCACUGCCCGUCACCACCGCUGACUUUUCCCUCACCGCCCCGCAGCUCAUCAGUACCAUCCUCUUAGAAGAAACCCCCGCCCGGGGAGAUAGACCCUUGCUGGGCGCUGAGGUUUCGGCGCGUUGUCAGGGACCUUCCAAAGGGCUGACCCCUCGGUUUCCCAAGCAGAAACUCUUUCCUUGCUCAUCCAGAGAGAGGAGGAGCUUCACGGAAAUAGACACUGGCGAAGACGAUGACUUCUUAGAGCUCCAAGGGACAAGACAGGACAAGCAGGCAGACUCCAGCCCAAACUGCUUUGCAGAUAAAUCUAGUGACGGAAGAGACCCUUUAAGAGAAGAGGCCUGUGUGGGCUCUUCCUCCCCCCAGGACACAAGUCACAACUGUAGGCAAGACAUUUACCAUGCUGUGGCUGAAGUAACAAAGGACAAUAGUCAAGAAGGGUGCAAGAUGGAAAACCACUUGUUUGCCCCAGAAAUUCAUUCCAACCCAGGAGACACAGGUUAUUGUCCCACACGUGAAACCAGCAUGUAACUAGUUACAAAAGCAAUAAAAAAAAAAACUUGUUUCUUAAAAAUGCAGUUAAAGAUGCCUGUGAACUAAAAAAUGGGAAGCCCCCCCAAAAAGUGCAUAAAAUGUUAUUUUUGCAUGGCAUGAACAGUUUAGUUUAAGUACUGUUUAAAUAAAGAGUCAAGACUGACUGCAUUUUGUAACAAACAAACAAAAAUGACUGAAGAACGUGAAAAAUAAAGAGAGCUCUAUUAGGAACCAGUA